AUGCCUCUCGCCGCCUUCGCGAUCUUUGUUGUCCUUUCCGUCGAAUCCUGGAAAGCCUCGUCGCGCGUCUACUACCGACGCAAGUCCCGCAAGCAUGGCUAUGCCGACUUGCCCACCGACGCCUAUGGCCGGCCCGUCAACGACCGCGGCGAGAGGCUGAGCCGCAACCAGGCCAAGGCGCUCAUCGCACACAACCGCGAGCUGGAGCGCAUCAAGACGGCCGAGCGAGAGUGGCGGUUGGAGGGCGAGAAGCUGCCCAACUACGAAGAGGCCCGCAGCGCCAGCAUCCGCGAGGCACUCCGCAGGCCCAGCACCGCGCAGCCCGGCGCCACCAGGAGCGUCAACCGCCGCAUCGCCGGAUCGCGCGCCACCAGCUGGGGCGGCACCCCCACCCCUCUGCUGUCGUCCUCGAGGUCCUCGAGUGGCUAUGGCCAGCGCACCUCGGUCACUGCACGCAAUGGUGCUGCCGGAGCGGAUGCGCCCGUCGGCUCGGCCGUCGCGUUUGCCAUCCGCCGCAACGGGCCCAACCUCGCCGUCAUCCAGAGCAGGGACUCGUCGCUCGGCACCGACGGUGCCGCCCAUGCCGUCGGCCUCACGGCAUCCGUCUCGGCCCCGCUCGAGGAGCUGAUGCUCGACGAUGUCAUCGAGAACGACGGCAUGGACUGGCAGCGCGCCACAUGGGAAGGCUCGCCCAUCUACGCCGAGAUUGACCGUUCUGCCACUCUGCCCUCGAUCACCAUGGCCACCGGCGGCGUCGAUGCAGCGACGACGUCGCUCGCAGACACCCUGGACCGCCAGCCCUCGCGCCUGGUCAUCUGA
Molecule: messenger RNA, 819 nt
Organism: Pseudozyma flocculosa PF-1
Lineage: Eukaryota; Fungi; Basidiomycota; Ustilaginomycetes; Ustilaginales; Ustilaginaceae
Exons: 1
Coding region: 1-819 (272 amino acids)
Source: RefSeq, a predicted model, not a curated record